UGGGAAAGCAAGGAAUAGAAAUUGAAACCACAGUGCCUGUAAGGGUGUGUUGCCUGGUUAAUGAGGGGGAGGCAGACACUAUGCAGGAUAUAAAGGGAAGGAACGAUGAAUUUAUUUUGUUUUGUGUGUUUUUAAUGCACAACGAAUACGUUAAGCGAGAGCAGUCCACGCAGCUUAAAAAGCUUACGAUGAAGCAUUUUCUGGCUCUAGUUACACUAUUUUUACUGUGUAUCAGUUACGCUGAUGGAGUGGAAUGCUAUAGCUGUGGCGUGAUGUCAGCAAUUGGGCUUUGUUAUACAAAAACUACCUGUAACCUUCUAGAAGUGUGCUAUAAAGGACAAAGUGGUUCUGUAGUAACCAGCAAAGGAUGCUUGGCACCAACUAGUUGUGAGCAGUCUGCACAGGAAACAGCUAUGGGAAUCCCAUAUACAGUUGUAAGGCACUGCUGCCUAGGAAAUCUCUGCAAUGGUGAAGUUACCAAUGGUGGAGUUACCAUCCAGAUGUCUCUUCUGACUGGCUUGGCUAUGCUACUUGCAUGGAUCCUCCAUUUCUGAAAGGAUUAAUAGAAAAUGCAUCCUCUGCAAGAAUGACACUUGAUUAUAUGAUUUAAGCACUGGAUGUGGUGUUUGAGAACCAAUUUUCUAUUUUGUGUCCCUUUGCUUUAAUUUGAGACUCAGCUUUUCUUAUCAAAUGGUUUCUAUCCAUGUAGCAUUUGAGAAAUGAAUACUACUUUGUGUCACUUUUGUUUUAAUUUGAAAUGCAGGUUUUCUUAUUAAAUAUUUUCUAUUGGUUAA
This is a messenger RNA of Protopterus annectens (West African lungfish), 794 nucleotides long. RefSeq names its product sperm acrosome membrane-associated protein 4-like. The transcript is spliced from 3 exons. The record is from RefSeq and is a predicted model, not a curated record. NCBI's taxonomy places the organism in Eukaryota, Metazoa, Chordata, Ceratodontiformes, Protopteridae. Bases 81 to 554 code for a protein of 157 amino acids.